Molecule: messenger RNA, 1003 nt
Organism: Mauremys mutica (yellowpond turtle)
Lineage: Eukaryota; Metazoa; Chordata; Testudines; Geoemydidae
Gene: BTG4
Product: BTG anti-proliferation factor 4
Exons: 5
Coding region: 119-820 (233 amino acids)
Biological process (GO): negative regulation of mitotic cell cycle; negative regulation of cell population proliferation
Cellular component (GO): nucleus; cytoplasm
Source: RefSeq, a predicted model, not a curated record
UACACCUGAAGCAGAAAAUUGUAGCAUAGAAGGGAUUGCAGCUUGUAAGAGUAGGUGGUGACAGUUGUGAUGGUCUAACAGCUCGUACAUCCUACUGCACCUCAGAUUAAAAAAGAAAAUGAAAGAUGAAAUUGCUGCCACAGUCUUUUUCAUCACAAGGCUGGUGAAGAAGCAAGACAAACUGAGCAAGCACAAAACUGAGAAAUUUGCAGCUAAGCUGACAACAAUACUGUUUGAAAAAUAUAAGAACCACUGGUACCUAGACAAUCCAUCUAGGGGACAAGGCUUCAGGUGUAUACGGAUCAACAAACAUCAGACAAGAGAUCCUGUACUGGAACAAGCUUGUUAUGAGAGUAAUGUGGAUUUUGAUAACCUUGGCUUGCCAAGAGAGAUCACCAUAUGGGUUGAUCCAUUUGAUGUGUGCUGCAGGUAUGGAGAGAAGAAUCUGCCUUUCACAGUCGUUCACUUUGAAGGUGCUGAGGAGGACCGAGAACUCUCUCAACGCAUCAGCCAUGCUGUUGACAAAGCAACCUCAGAUUCUCAUUCUGGCACCUCCUCAGAUGAGGAGGGUUAUACCAAGGAAGCUAAAACUAUCCCUACUGUCAGCAACCCAAACAGUGUCUAUCAGUUCAGUGACUACUGCAAGCUGCCUAUUCAGCCAUGGUCUCGGUAUCCUCGCAAGAAGACCUACACAACCAAUGGACUUCAUCAGGCAAGUCUUUACUAUCCCCAGCACAAGGGCUUCAAAUGCUACUGGCCAAUGGCUGCUUUUUCUGGACCUCGUAUGGACCGAUAUCAUUGGGUGAACACCAACCGAUAGAGCAGUGCCUGCACCACUCUAACCCUGGCUCUUAUGGGUCACUAAAAUACUGGACUCUGUGGUAGGAAGCUUGAUGCUUCCACAAAACCUGUCCAAACAGAAAAGCACUUAAUUCUGCCUUCUCCUGUCUGUUUUAUUUCUCUCUCCCUAAUUUUAUGUACCUGAAAUGUAAAGAUUUUAUUA